Molecule: messenger RNA, 2170 nt
Organism: Monomorium pharaonis (pharaoh ant)
Lineage: Eukaryota; Metazoa; Arthropoda; Insecta; Hymenoptera; Formicidae
Exons: 3
Coding region: 138-653 (171 amino acids)
Biological process (GO): positive regulation of voltage-gated potassium channel activity; sleep; regulation of synaptic transmission, cholinergic
Source: RefSeq, a predicted model, not a curated record
GGUGUAUAACGGAAACUCCCGUAUUCGUGAUCAGACUGUCUAUAAGACAACAACCCUCUCUCGAAGAGCGCUUUGAACGUGCAAUUCAUAUAUCUUUAUCAUCGAAAGGCUGAAAGUUAUUUGAAUAAGGAAGCAAGAUGCUUCAUAUUGCGAUAUCGUUUCUCGCUUUAACCUUCAUCAUAACAGUUUAUUCAGAAAAUGUGCUAAAAUGCUACAUGUGCACUUCAUUAUCAAAUGAAGGAUGUAGUUAUGAUAUGACAACGACUUCAUUGCAACCAGUGGAAUGCACCGGUAACAAAAUAGAUGAAUGGCAACGAAGCAUCCAACAACAUAAUGUUCUCAAAUCGGUUGCGCAUAUUUUCGCAAUUGAUGUAAUGGGACAUAAUUAUCCUCGUGGCACUCCUAUGGUUUGCGCUAAAGUGAUUCUUAAUAUUGCAAAACAAGAUGUUAUUGUAAGAACGUGCCAAACAACUAAAACAGAACACAUUGAUUCAUGUAAGAAGAUGGAAGAAAAACUAAAGGAUGAUUUAUCGAACAGAAUGCAAUGCGCACUUUGUAACAGAGACGCCUGCAAUAGCACAAUGUUCUUAUCUCCCGAAAUUUUUUAUAUUUUCUUAUCAUUCUUUUGCACUCUUUUUACUUUUUAUCGUUAAAUAUUUAUUAUUUUAUAAGAAAAGAUUCUGAAAAGAUUUACUGUAUAAUGAAUAAUACUCAUUAAAUAUAAUAUUUAUCUAUUUUAUAAUUUUAGCUCAAUAAUGGAAGUUAGACUUCUACAUAACUAGUAGAUAUUACACUUAUAAAUGGACACAACUCGACAUCCCAGAUAAUUUACAGAAUCAGUCUUUAAGUUUCAUUACUUUAAAUUAAACCUCAAAAAGUUUAUAAUUUGUUUAAUCUUUAGCUAAUUAAUUCUGUACAUCUUAUUAAUACAGACCAAUAAAACAUGACUUUACAUUCGUUAACUAUUAAUCGUUAAUUUAUUGAAGAAUCUGUUUUUUAUUUAUUUUGAAUAAAAUUUUAUUUUAAAAAAUUUUAUUUAUCAUAUUUGAACGUAUGUAUACAUGUAAUUAGAGGACUAUAUUUCACAAUAAAUUAAACUAUAAAUUAAGAAUUAUUGCGACAAAAUACUGUUCUGAAUCAGCGUUGUUGAUGUAUGAAAUAUUGAGAUCUAUUCUAUCUUAAAAAAGACACGUAAUGAAGCAUCUUUUCUGCGAUUGUCUUGUUAGAAAUUUUACUUAUAUUAAACAUUCUUAAACUUAUUUCUUAUGAAACUAAAAAAAAGCUUCUAAAGAGUCAAAUUUUGCAAUUUCAAUUUUUAAAGUAUUUUAAUAAAUACUAUCUCAUCCUUACUAGUUAUAGAUGUAAAUUGUAUUCAAACAUUGUAUUUUAUAGAAGCAAAUUUUGCUAUGACUUUUUUGGCGUUUUAUGAAGCCAUAACCCUUACUAAAAAAACAGCUUUUGCAAUUUGUUCUUUAAAACAUUGUAAUAAAUAAAAUUUAUCUGUACCUCAGCUAUAAUAUAAUAUAAUGCAAAUUGAGAUAGACAUGUGUAUUCAAAUCUAAAAUUCAGUUUACAAAAAACAAAAUUGUUUUAUUAUUUAUAUGACUGUAGAUUGUAAAUUUGUUAAAUUCACAUAAUUUCGAGUAAAACUCUUAAUCGAGAUGCCAAACUCAGGAUAAAGAAUUUUUAGUCAGAGACUAAAAUACAGUUUACGUGAUGAUAUAUAUGUGUUACUCCCAUAUACAUAUAAUUUAUAGCAGCAUACUUUACGAAUUAUCAUAUGUUAAUCGAUACUUUUAUUACUCAUAUUUAACCUACCCAUUUUAACAAUCAAUAAAUCAUAUAUAUGAAGUAUUUGUAAGCUGUUGCAAAUACUUUUGGUAUAAAAUACGAUAAAUUUUAUUGAAUCACUCUCUCAUUAAUUUAUUGCGUAAAUGACAGCAUAAAUAUAUGUCUUUUAAUUAGUAUGAUUUUAUUUUUGAAUAACAGCAAUUUUUCUAAAUCAUAUUGUUUAAAAUAUCUAUCGUAUUUAGGUAAAACUAUCCCUACUUUCGAUUUAAAUUACACAUUGUUUACUAUCAGAAUGUUAAAGUUUUCUAAGUUUUGCAUUGUAAUUAUAAGAGCAAAAUGUAUUGGAUAUUUGGUAUUCGAAAUAUAAAAUUUCAAAAUA